Dentiscutata erythropus is the source of this 543-nucleotide messenger RNA. Lineage: Eukaryota; Fungi; Glomeromycota; Glomeromycetes; Diversisporales; Gigasporaceae. The record is from the annotation of a GenBank genome assembly.
CUUUGGAAUAAACGUGACGGAUACAAUAAAUGGAUUCUUAAACUCCAACAACAAUAUGGUGAUGUUUUUGAAGUCUGGUUAAGUAAUAAACGCAAGAUUUAUUUGUGUCGUGCUGAAUACUUUGAUAAAUUACUUUCAUCAUCUACAAAAACUAAAUGGUCAUCUCCUUCUCGUGAAAACGUUGAACCUGAUGAAUUACUUGGCUAUCAAUGGCCAGCACGCUCCGAAUUUAUAAUGUUCUUUGAAGGUGGAAAUAAAAAUCCACAGUGUUGGAAAGAUCCAGAAGUCUUCAAUCCAGAUAGAUUUAUGAGAGAUGAUAAAGUAGUGAAAAGUAAUUUUAUAUUUUUUGGUAAAGGAAUUAGACAAUGUCCCGGUAAAAAAUUGGCAAUGAUUGAAAUGAAAGGAAUAAUUGCAAUGUUGUUUAGAAAGUAUGAUGUUACUUUGAUUAACGAAGAGUUACAUUAUAAAAGUAUGAUAUUUAAUUCCAUUAUUGAAGGAGUAUUCAUAAAAAUUACACCUAGGAAUGAUAUUAUACUUUGCUAA